Molecule: messenger RNA, 180 nt
Organism: Ilex paraguariensis (yerba mate)
Lineage: Eukaryota; Viridiplantae; Streptophyta; Magnoliopsida; Aquifoliales; Aquifoliaceae
Source: the annotation of a GenBank genome assembly
AUGUUAAGAGGCGCCGUGUCCGGGGGUGCGGAGUCCGAAAGCGUGGUGGCACUGAUUCCUGGUGAUGAGGCCAUGAGGAGAAAGAAGAAGAUGAAGAGGGGUACAAAACCGGUGUCCAUGGGUGAUGGAUGUGGGAAGGUGGUAGGCAAUUUGACCGUUCAUUUGUUUUGGUUUUUAUAG